This is a messenger RNA of Puma concolor (puma), 1164 nucleotides long. Lineage: Eukaryota; Metazoa; Chordata; Mammalia; Carnivora; Felidae. The record is from RefSeq and is a predicted model, not a curated record.
AUGCACUGGACACCGGAACACGCCCAGCCCCUCAACCAGUGGCCAGAGCAGCACCUGGACGUCUCCUCCACUACCCCGUCGCCGGCCCACAAGUUGGAGCUGCCCCCUGGGGGUCGCCAGCGCUGCCACUAUGCUUGGGCACACGACGACAUCUCUGCCCUCACGGCCUCCAACCUCCUCAAGCGCUACGCGGAGAAGUACUCAGGGGUCCUGGACUCGCCCUACGAGCGCCCCGCGCUGGGCGGCUAUGGCGACGCCGCCUUCCUCAAUGGCGCCAAGGGGGACCCCGAGCCCUGGCCAGGGCCCGAGCCCCCCUACCCCUUGGCCUCACUCCACGAGGGCCUCCCGGGAACGAAGUCGGCCAGUGGGGGCGGCUCCGGGGGCCUCGGGGGCUCGCCGGUUUUAUCCGGGAACCUAGCUGAACCCCUCUACGCCGGCAAUGCGUGCGGGGGCCCGUCGGCGGCGCCCGAGUACGCGGCGGGCUACGGCGGGGGGUACCUGGCCCCCGGCUACUGCGCGCAGACUGGCGCCGCGCUGCCCCCGCCGCCCCCCGCCGCGCUACUGCAGCCCCCGCCUCCACCGGGUUACGGCCCGUCGGGGCCUCUGUACAACUACCCCGCGGGGGGCUACGCCGCUCAGCCCGGAUACGGGGCUCUCCCGCCGCCCCCGGCCCCGCCCCCGGCCCCCUACCUGACCUCUGGCCUGGCGGCGCCCACGCCCCUGCCCGCGCCUGCUCCGCCCCGGCCGGCGCCCACCUCCUACAGCUUCCAGGCGGCCGCUCCCGGCGCCGAGGCCGGCGUGUCGCUGAAGCGCAAGGCGGCCGACGAGGGCGCGGAGGGCCGCUACCGCAAGUACGUCUACGAGCCGGCCAAGGCCCCGGCGGCCGACGGCGCCUCCUAUCCCGCAACGGACAACGGCGACUGUCGGGGCAACGGGUUCCGGCCGAAGCCGCCGGGCGCCGCGGAGGAGGCGUCUGUCAAGUACGGUGGCGGCGUCCCCCUCAAGGUCUUGGGCUCUCCCGUCUACGGCCCGCAACUCGAGCCCUUUGAAAAGUUCCCGGAGCGCGCUCCGGCGCCGGCUCCCCGCGGGGUCUUCGGAGUGCCGUCGGGAGAGCCCCCCAAAGGCCUUGACCAAGGUGCCUGGGCACCAAACACUCAGGCGUAG